AGCGGGGUAGGCUCUGCAGACCCUGACUCUGGGUGCCCUGCAGUGAUGCCAGGGCCCUGACCAUGUGGCUCAGGGUUUGACUCCAGGUUGGAGCUGUUGACACUGUGCGGGUUCCCUCCUAGCUUCCAGCCCUGCAUGCCUCACCUGGAGGGACAGAAACUGGUGUCCUGUCUGUGCCAUCAGUCCUAGGGAAGCGUCCUUUGCCCAUAUUGUGUCCUUGGGAGAGCUCCGAGGCUUUUAGGAGCAUUGGGGUUGUCAGCCAAGGAAAGAAAGACCUACUCCGGCCAGUACGUGGAUACCCAGAGUUUCCCAGCUAGAGGCCAUGCUCCUUUGCUCAGGGUCAGGUUUAUUGCCAAGGGAUUCUUCCCAGGCCAGUGCUGGCAUUUGGGGUCCAGGCCCUGCAGCUGUGUAAGGGGUCUGUAGUGGUGGCUUCAGGAGUUCCUUGGGUAGCUGGGUGCCACGAGCGCAGGGCACUGGCUUCCUUGGCCAGGGGCCCCUUCUAGUCCUGCGUGCUUCGCAUCUUACCAAGCUCCUGGCCUGCAGCUGCGAGCGAGGGAGUGGUUCCUUCGGUGGCUGGAAGGUGAGUAUAAGCAGGGCCACGGGCAGAAAUCAGUCUGCUCUCUGAGUGCCGCCAGCUCGGCCAGGCCGCAGGGAGGGAGAACCAAAGACCGCUGCUGUGGCCCUUAGACGAGGUGCCCGUGAGGCGGACCCCAGCCCUGUAGCAAGUGCAAGAACAGCGCCUUCGAGACAGCAGCUGCUGAGAGCGAGUCUGGAAGGCAGGGCCCCCGCAGGCCCACGUGUCCUGAACGCGGAGGAAGGUGGCUGGCUAGUGGCAGCAGGUACGCAGAAGCCCUGAGGUUUCAGAGAAACACCCGGUAGGCAGCUGGCGCAGGAAGUCCGGCCCCGUUCCAGUCAGACGGCCACGUUUCCCCCACAGCAGCAGGGCUGCGAGCUGGGGGACAACAGCACAGCAAAACCUCAGCCCCAUUUCCUCUCACCGUGAGGCGUGCUGAGGAAACGCUCCUGGGCUGGACGCAGAAGUGCAGACGCGGAGGUGCCUGGGAGGCUGAGGCCAGGUGCUGCCGGCCAGACGCAGGAUGGCCAGGCAUGAGAGAGCACUGACAGGGAAUCCCAUGGGCACGGGGCCCUCCCUCUCCUCUGCCAGCCCCACAGCUGAGACCCCGGCUCUGCUCAACCCUACGGCCCAGGACAGUCCCCGGCAGUCGCCUAGCAGGGGUGGGUCCGGGGCACCACCAGCCUGUGCCCUCUGCUCCUCCAUCAUCCCCCCUGUGGUUGCGGUCCUGCUGGGCCUGUCCGUGGCCGCUGCGGUGCUCUGCAGGAGGCGCUGCCGGACUUCAGACAAGUUCCCGAGCCAGGAUGACAUCCGCGCUGCCGAAGCGGGGGCUCCCCAGACCCAGCCCUUCGUGGGGGGGUGCCGGCAGGGGGCUCCCAGGCCCCUGGCAGGGACUGCAUGGUUCCCGCUGAAGGAGGCACGCACCUCCUUCAAGAUGUGGAGACACAAGCAGGGCCUGGCACGUGUCCUGCAGGGCGUGGCCCUCAUGGAGCUGAUCAAGGAUGGCAAGCACGGUCAGUUCUACCGCGCCAGGCUGAGCACAGGGAGCCACCGGGGACACAAGCUGGUCACCUGCAAGAUUGGCCGCCGGGGCCUGCCAGCAGCACGAGUGGAGCUGGAGGUGAGGAUCCUGACGACGCUGGGCCACCACAAGCACAUCCUGCAGCUCCUGGACUGGAACAUGGAGCAAGAGCCCUAUGUGCUGAUCCUGGAGCACGCCGGCCUUGGCACGCUGCGCACCUUCCUCCGCUCCCGCCAGGAGCAGCUGCGCAGCUGUGGGGACCUGCAGGCUCUGCUCACCAUGGUGGCUUACCACAUCUCCCUGGGCAUGAAGCACAUCGCUGACAAGCAGGCAAGUGCUGGCAGGUGCUGCAUCGGGACCUAGCACUUCGCAACAUCCUGGUCAGUGCAUUCCCGCAUGGGUGCAAGAUUGCUGAGUUCGGGCUGGCUAGGGAGCUGGGCCAUGAGGGCCCCCUCCGGCACACAAAGGUGGAGGUCCCCUUGCGCUGGUACCCCCCGGAGUACUUCCGAGAGAGCAUCUAUGGCCUGGCUGGUGAUGUCUGGGCCUUUGGGAUCGUGCUGUGGGAGAUGGAGAUGCUAGGCUGCUCCCCAUACCCGUACCUGGACAACUCUGAGGCAGUGAUGUUCCACGUGUGCUCGGGGUACCGGAUGAGCAGGCCACUUGGAUGCAGAGAGCAAAUUGCCAGGCUCAUGGAGCAGUGCUGGGCGGACGACCCCCGCGAGCGGCCGUGCUUCUCCGCUAUUGUCCAGGAGCUGGAGGACAUCGUGGAGGAGGAUGCGGACUACCUACAGCUGGAGGACAGCGGCCACCCGCAGAGCCCUUCCCUGCUGCCAGCCUCUCUGAGCACAGCGUGGGGGCUGGUGGGCGACAGGGACGCCAGAGCCGGGCUCUACACCUGAGCAGCCGCGGGCUGGGCACGGACGGCUCCGCUGGACCGGGGCCCGCCGGCAACACUGGGGACCGGAGCGGGGCGAGGACAGCGCCGGGCCGGGGACGCGGAAGGAGAAGCUUCGCCGCCUGCAGCCCGGCCGCGUCGCCCUCCUGGGGCCGAGGGACCUGCCGCCGGGCUCGGGCUCCGGGCAGCACCGCCUGCCCCUCCCGGGGCAGCGCCUGACGCCCACGAGCUGCGGACACGUGUCACUCCAGACAGCAGCCGCCGCGGCCGAGACCCGGGCGGCGACGGCUGCGAACAAAUAAACCGUCUCGCUGCC
Alligator mississippiensis (American alligator) is the source of this 2806-nucleotide messenger RNA. RefSeq lists its product as uncharacterized. Gene Ontology annotation, biological process: protein phosphorylation. The transcript is spliced from 12 exons. Gene Ontology annotation, molecular function: ATP binding; protein kinase activity. Lineage: Eukaryota; Metazoa; Chordata; Crocodylia; Alligatoridae. The record is from RefSeq and is a predicted model, not a curated record. The coding region runs from base 1098 to 1958 and encodes 286 amino acids.